ACUGUGGCACUAAAGAAGUAGAGCUGGCAUAGGCUAAAAACCCAGUAAUCCAGCAAAAUGGGGAGGGGCAGCCUGGGGUGCUUAAGCCAAAGUGCUUUUAGUCUUCCUUUAGCUUCUGUUUCAAAUAGUCCUUGUGUGAGGUCUAGCCAAGGUGUGAAGGAUCCAGUUUGCUAGCCCCUAGUGUCCCUGUGUAGGUCCGCACAAGCCCCAGCUCAGUAAUGGAGGCUUUGAAGGCUGAUCAGUGGUUCUUGGACCAUUUACUUCCAGCAGGCCUCUGGUAUAGAUCAGACUGUGUUCAUCCAAAUAGGAGGGGCCUGGAGGCGGGGCAGGUAACAAGGCAGGUUUGACAAGUAUGUGGGAACACGGAGAGGGUUGGUCCAACAAUAGAUACACUCCUUCGGGGAGGGGCACUUACCUCCCUAGUAGCAGACAAGCCAGAAACUGGGUCAGAACAGAAGAGACCACGAUCCUCCACAAGUGCUAACAGGUCCAAUCUAGAUGCCGUGUCCUCGGCUGCCCUGGCUCCGCCGCCACCGGGCCUCCCAGAGCUCGGGUCCCGUUUCCCCAGGGACCCUCUCUGCACCCAGCUCCCCUAGCAGAGGCGAAGAUGAGGACGCAGAGGAGGAGGGUGAUGGCACCCCUGGCUCAGGCCCCAUCCUGCCCCCCUCAUCACCCAUGGAAUGUCUUAUCUGCGUGUCACCUUUCGAUGGAGUUUUCAAGCUGCCUAAGCGCCUGGACUGUGGCCACGUCUUCUGUCUCGAGUGCCUGGCACGCCUGUCGCUGGCUACUUCGGGUGGUGGCGACGCAGUGGCUUGUCCCAUGUGCCGGGCGCCCACACGCUUGGCCCCGAGGCGAGGGCUGCCCGCUCUGCCCACACAGCCCAGUCUGCUGCCUCGCGAUGCUCGAGCAGCAGCACCACGCCAGGGCUCCGUGCGCUUCGACCGCCGCCGGGGGCUUCUGUACUUGCGGCCACCGCCACCAACUCCUGGGCCACGCAAGAGCCGCACAGUGCGCGCCCCACCGCCUCCACCUCCGCUGCGCCUCGGCCGCCCUCUGUCGCGUCGCCUGUCCCUGAGCAGUCCAGCAUGGGCCUUCAACGCAGCGGUGGCGCUGGCAGUGCUGGUGGCCGCGGGCCUCGUGGUCUCUGGUGUCUACAUUUUCUUCCUCAUCCCUCAUGUCACCACCUCUAGCUCCACGCGGCCUCAGAUCGUGGCGCUGGCCCCUGAAAAUGGCUUCUGGGUUCCACCGCGGCCCACGCCAGUGGCGCCCUGGACCCACGCCUGGACAUCCCUCCCCACAAAGUCUGACCUGGACGAUACUCUACCAGAGGCUAAGAAGGACACGCCCGAGCUUGAGGAGGCUGCCAAGAAUCCAGUAGUAGAGACACAAGGAAUUCUGGAUACACCAACAGAUCAAACACCAAAGGCAAAAACUGACCUUGGCUGGGACCCACAGGCAUUGGUUUAUGGGAAGAGGGUGUAACUGCAAGCAAUAAAUGCCUCCAUGCUACAGGCCCUGUCUCCCGGGCCUGAUGACUUCUGUGUCAUCCUGGAGGGCAUUAACAGAAUGUACACUAAAAUGCCCAUUUCUGUGGCUUGCCCCAUGACUGGAUAG
Molecule: messenger RNA, 1614 nt
Organism: Meriones unguiculatus (Mongolian gerbil)
Lineage: Eukaryota; Metazoa; Chordata; Mammalia; Rodentia; Muridae
Gene: Rnf225
Product: ring finger protein 225
Exons: 2
Biological process (GO): protein ubiquitination
Molecular function (GO): ubiquitin protein ligase activity
Source: RefSeq, a predicted model, not a curated record